CCCUCCAGGGCCUCUUCCAAUCUGCCCUGGAGGAAAAUUCCUUCCCGACCCCAAAUAUGGCUAUCAGCUAAACCCUGAGCAUAUGGGCAAGAUUCAUCAGCCAGAUACUACAGAGUCGUGUCCCUAUGGCUGCUCCAGAACAGGCUGGAUCAGAGAUUCUUGUCAGCAGUUUACGCAGAGCCACACCUGCAUCCCAGACACCUUGUGCCAUGGGGUGAGGGCAUGUAGGGAAGGGGAGACCCGUCACUGCUCCAAUUGCUGCUUGAGAUGGAGCAUCGAGAUGUCUGUAAGCUGAGCCAUGCAGUUUGCUACACCUCGCUUUCUUUAUACCUUUUUAGUUUGAGUUAUUUCUUUCUUUUUUUUUUUUUUUUAAUUACCACAAGUUUGUGCUUUGAGGGGUUCCCUACUGUUUGGCCCUUUGUUGUUUUUUUUCCCCCUCUGGGCCUCUUGCAUGGCCUCGAGUGCAGGUUAUGCCCAAGACUUGGGCCUUCAAAUUCUGUCAGACCUGCCACAGGUCCUUUCCCCACAGUGACGGACAUUCCAGCUGCCUUCAUGGCUUGGGAGAAACCCACAUUCCCUCUCAAUUUAAAAUUUGCUUUGGAUUUUAAAAAAAGGGUUUUUAAGAUCUGAGGGAGGACAGACUUAAACUCUUCUGUGUAGAGCACCCUCUCAGACUCACCGAACAUUUAUUUAGUAGAGGAUCACUAGGCAACACUUUAAUACCAAACUUUAUUCAAAAAGAAAAAUGACUAGUUAAGCAAAGAGGCAUGCACUUACCGCUUCCACGACACUCCAAUUAUACAGUACUUACACUCAGACAGGGACUCAUGUAUCAAUGGCUGAUCAGUCCACUGACCGCAGAGUGCAGUACGACCUUAUAAUCCUGGAACAUAACGGUCCCCUUUUGAUCUUAAUUGGAGCUCUCCCCAAUUUAACAAAACGGCUCCUUUGAUAAUCCAUUAUAACACUAAUUAACAAUAAACUGCCCCUUGCCAUAAUUUUAUUCUGCCAUCUCCUCAUUGGCUCUUUCCAUUACACAUUAUUUAAAUUAACAUCUCCACCAUUGUCCUUCCUAUGCUAUCAAUACAGAUAGCAUUUAAUGAAACAUUGAAAUCCCUCACUGAAAACCUUGCUUAAACCGUUACAACCAAAACAUAACAGCAGCAUAACCCUGGGUCAUGUUCUUGCUAACUUCUAUUUUCUGUCGUACCAAAGCCUAAUUUCUACUUAAUAUAUUUGAUAGGCUACAAGUGGUGGCAGGUCCACCCCCCCAUAUACUCUUGUAUUGGGGCACGAGGGUGUCUGGGGCGCAGGAGCGGACUCAUGGACAGAGCUGACAAAAUCUCAAAUCAAGAGGGCAUGGGCAUGCAGAUAUCCUGACGUGGAGAACCCAUAGGGGGACACGUCUUGAAGAGCUCAGGUUACUGUACAAGUGGGCAUGUAGCAGGCUUCCUCCUGGACCAACUCCCCUCCCGCUCAUCGGCACCAUGUGGCAGAUGGAUUUCAAACGCCAGCAUGAGACUCUCAUUAAGUUGGCACAGAUUUACGGCAACAUCUUCACCUUGUGGAUGGGACAUAUUCCUAUCGUCAUACUGAAUGGAUUCCCAACUGUGAAGGAUGGCCUGACUGUCCACUCUGAAGAGGUCUCUGGCCGGCCAACAACCCCUUUCUUUCGGAAAACGGCCGGAGGAAAGGGUAUUAUUUUCACAAGUGGUCACACCUGGAAGCAGCAGAGACGCUUUGGGCUGAUGACCCUGCGGAACCUGGGGCUGGGCAAGAAAGGCCUGGAGCACCGAAUCCAAGAGGAGGCCCGUCACCUGGUGGAGUACUUUAUGAAUGCGAGAGGAGAUCCCCUGGAUCCUUCUUUCCCCAUCAUCCAUUCGGUCUCAAACGUGAUUGCGGCUGUGAUUUUUGGCCAUCGCUUUUCCACUGAGGACAAAAAUUUCCACCAGCUGGUUGAAAACAAUGAUUAUUUGGCCAGCUUUGGAGGCAGCAUCAGCGAGAUGCUGUAUGAUAUUUUCCCCUGGUUCAUGAAUCAUCUCCCAGGCGCUCACCAGAAGGCAUUCUAUUGCCAAGAGUUUCUCCGGUCUUUUGCAAGGAAGGAGCUCAGAAGCCACCAAGAGAGUGGGUCACCAGACGAACCCCAGGAUUUCAUUGAUUUCUACCUGGCUCAGAUAGACAAAAGCAAAGCUGAGCCUGAUUCUACCUUUGAUGAAGACAACCUGGUCCAGACUAUUUUCGACCUUUUCUUGGCAGGCACAGAAACCACCACCACCACCAUGCGCUGGGCAGUGCUUUAUAUGGUGGCUUACCCAGACAUCCAAGAGAAAGUCCAGAAGGAGCUGGACGCUGUGCUGGGUCCCUCCCGCUUAAUCAGUUACGAGGAUCGGAAGGAACUGCCGUUCACCUACGCCGUGGUCCAUGAGAUCCAGCGCUACAGCAGCAUCGUUGCAGUGGGAGUUCCUAGAGAAUGUGUCAAAGACACAGUGCUGCAGGGCUUUCCCAUUGAAAAGGGCACCAUUAUUCUCCCAAAUUUAACCUCCGUCUUAUUUGACCCUGAGCAAUGGGAGACACCUCAACAGUUCAACCCAAAUCACUUCCUGGAUCAGGAUGGAAAUUUUGUGAACAAAGAAGCUUUCUUACCGUUCUCAGCAGGGCACCGUGUGUGUUUGGGGGAGCAGCUGGCAAAGACUGAGCUCUUCAUCUUCUUCACCAACUUGCUGCGGGUGUUCUCAUUCAGGCUACCAGAGGGAGUGAAGGAAAUCAACACCGAGUUCAUUCUGGGGGCUACAUUGCAGCCUCAUCCCUAUAAGAUCUGUGCUGUUCCUCGCUAGGCUGCAGCACCCCCCAAAGCACAGGAGGAGCCAUUAGGCAGGCACGCAUGCCUCUGUGAAUUUUCACCUUGUACCUCUUGCCCUCUUUCUACUUCCAGCUUUGACGACAGUAUCGGUUCAGGCCAGUGGAGUCAGUUUCUCAAUCUGUUAGACCAGUGGUGUCCAAUCCGUUCGCCGCUAGCCACAUGUGACUAAUAGGCUAUGGAAUUGUGGCGAAUGCAUGUGGCUUUUUUAUAAUGUGGCUCAUAAGAAAAAUUCAGAACCACAAGUGUGGCUAGCACCGACCUUCUAUUGGGCCCCGCUGUGUUAGACCUUGGGAAAUUAAUCUGCAAACCACUGCCACUUCAUUAUUGGUCUGUGCCCAAGCUUUCCCCUUAAUAGAUUGCAGAGAGAGAAAAUGUAAAACAAGGAAUUCCAGAGUCAGGCUUUAGUUGGGUGGACCAGGAAUGAGUUAGAUGCGUCGCACUGAAGUUGGAGUUGUGGUGGCAGGAGAGAGAGGAGGGGAAAGGCGGGACAUAGUACGGUCGGUUACCAGGUUUAGCUUUAUUCAGCAAGUUCUUAGCCACAGCUCUAAUCUCUGCCACAGGCUGAGCCAUCUGACCUGCUGCCCUGAUUGUGUCUUACGCAGUGAACACGCAACCCUGAGAGUCAUCUCCAAACCGAAGCGAGCUGUAGUCCACGAAAGCUUCUGCUCAAAUAAAUUGGUU
Messenger RNA from Chelonia mydas (Green sea turtle), 3541 nucleotides. RefSeq names its product cytochrome P450 2J6. The transcript has 10 exons. The coding region runs from base 1488 to 2834 and encodes 448 amino acids. Gene Ontology annotation, molecular function: heme binding; iron ion binding; oxidoreductase activity, acting on paired donors, with incorporation or reduction of molecular oxygen, reduced flavin or flavoprotein as one donor, and incorporation of one atom of oxygen. Gene Ontology annotation, cellular component: cytoplasm; intracellular membrane-bounded organelle. The record is from RefSeq and is a predicted model, not a curated record. Gene Ontology annotation, biological process: xenobiotic metabolic process; arachidonate metabolic process. Lineage: Eukaryota; Metazoa; Chordata; Testudines; Cheloniidae.